This is a messenger RNA of Myripristis murdjan (pinecone soldierfish), 2175 nucleotides long. RefSeq names its product glutamyl-tRNA synthetase 2, mitochondrial (gene ears2). Gene Ontology annotation, molecular function: zinc ion binding; glutamate-tRNA ligase activity; ATP binding. Gene Ontology annotation, biological process: glutamyl-tRNA aminoacylation. The record is from RefSeq and is a predicted model, not a curated record. NCBI's taxonomy places the organism in Eukaryota, Metazoa, Chordata, Actinopteri, Holocentriformes, Holocentridae. Bases 257 to 1927 code for a protein of 556 amino acids. The transcript is spliced from 10 exons. Gene Ontology annotation, cellular component: mitochondrion.
AAGAAAACGUCACUAGUCGCUCCAUAACAGACAUGUCUGCCCCGUGUGUGUCAGAUAUAGUUGAGGGACAACUUUAGGAACAAUAGCGAAUGGGUUUAUUGUUCGUCUGAACGCCGUCAGAUAUUUAUCGAGCUGGUGUCUGACUUCGUCGAAAAUGGGAAAGCACAGAUGUUGGUGCCAUUGAUGUCACCGGUGCAACCAACAAAACGUGUUUCUCCUGUCUCAGUAAUGUCAUCAUCACGUUGACUCGGUCCUGAUGAUGUCGUGGUCAGUUAUGCGGUUAUGGCUGAGCUCCUGUAAAAGAUGUUAUGUGAAUAGUGAGGUGACGCAGAGAGGCUUUCAUGGGCUCGUAGCGGUGAGCCACAGGACUUCAGUGCGGAGCGACAGGCGGACCAAAGUCAAGGUUACCGCCUCCAGGGGAAGAUGCUGCUCCUCAGACCAUGGCGGUGAGGUGAGGGUGAGGUUUGCACCAAGCCCCACAGGCUUCUUACACCUUGGAGGCCUGCGUACUGCUCUGUACAAUUACAUCUUUGCCAAGACGUAUGGAGGCUCGUUUAUCCUGAGACUGGAAGACACUGAUCAGAGCAGGCUGGUACCAGGAGCAGCAGAAUCCAUAGAGGACAUGCUGGAGUGGGCCGGCAUCCCUCCAGAUGAGAGUCCUCGACGCGGUGGGCCAGUGGGUCCGUACCUGCAGUCCCAGCGACUGGACCUAUACAACCAGACUGCCCUGCAGCUCGUGGAGAGUGAUCAUGCAUACUACUGCUUCUGCAGCACACAGAGACUGGAGCUGCUCAAAAAAGAGGCCUUGAAGACAGGACAGACUCCUAGGUAUGAUAAUAGGUGCCGGCACCUCCGGGCCAACCAGGUCCAGGAGAAGCUGGCUCAGGGACUUCCACAUGUGAUCCGGUUCCGUCUAGAAGCAGGAGUGGAGCCUUUUGAGGACCUGAUCUUUGGCUGGAAUCGUCACGAAGUGGCCCAGGUUGAGGGGGACCCUGUGGUGAUAAAAGCAGAUGGUUUCCCCACCUAUCACCUUGCGAACAUUGUAGAUGACCAUUACAUGAAGAUCAGCCAUGUUCUGAGGGGCUCAGAGUGGCUCAUCUCCACCUCCAAACAUCUUCUGAUGUACCGUGCUCUCGGGUGGCAGCCUCCCACCUUCGGGCACCUCCCGCUUCUGAUGAACAAAGAUGGCAGCAAACUUUCCAAGAGGCAGGGGGAUAUUUUCAUUCAGAGCUUCCAGAGAGACGGGGUUCUGCCAGAGGCUCUGCUGGAUAUCACCACCAACUGUGGAUCUGGAUUCACCACCAAUCGAAUGGGGCGGAGGAUAGAUGAGCUGAUUUCUGAGUUCAGUCCCUCAAAGAUCACAACCCACUCUGCUCUGUUAGAUCUGGAAAAACUGCCAGAGUUCAACCGGAUUCAUCUGCAGCAGCGAAUAGAGGACAAGGAGCAGUGUCAUUUGCUGGUGAAGGAUCUGCAGGGUCAGAUCCAGCUGGCCUAUACAGCAGAGAUUCAGGAUAAAGAAGUACUGCAAGAGGACUAUAUCAGCCGGGUCCUGCAUCUUCGCAAGGGCCACAUAUCCUCCCUAAGGGAGCUGGUAACCCCUGGUUACUCUUACCUUUGGGUGCGUCCUUCCUUCUCCCACCAGCAGGUGACAGCACUCACCUCCGAGGCUCAGCACAUUGCUUCGCUUGUCCUGAGACUGAUGGAAGAACGAGGUGAGGAGCUGGCAGUGGAUCAUCUCAGUAAGGAUCUGAAGACUCUGGCUAAACAGGCCAAGUCCACCAAGUACAGAGAAGUGAUGAAGCUGUUACGACUGGCUCUUAGCGGUCUGCAGCAAGGUCCCAGUGUGGCAGAGAUGAUGGUGUCUUUGGGACCCACAGAGAUCAGCCAUCGUUUACAGAAGCUCCUGCUGCUCUCACAAGCAAGCUAAAGGCUGGGCAGCUUAUCGCUGUGCCAGUUUACCUCUCACAAUGAUGGGGACAAGAGCUGCUAAUGAGGACACGGCUUCUAAGUUGUUUGGAGGGCACAGCUGUCAUGACGGUCACCUGCUUUACCUCACUCUGCAUGAGCCGCCGAUGAAGCUGUGCCAAGUAUGAAUGCACACAACUGUAUCCCCUUGAUAUCAGCCUAAUAAAGCCAAUCUGAUACUUGAAUCAUUAAACAAAUUUUACAGUAGUU